This is a messenger RNA of Heteronotia binoei (common prickly gecko), 3217 nucleotides long. It is a transcript of the gene DPP3, whose product is annotated as dipeptidyl peptidase 3. Gene Ontology annotation, molecular function: dipeptidyl-peptidase activity; metalloexopeptidase activity. Gene Ontology annotation, cellular component: cytoplasm. Gene Ontology annotation, biological process: proteolysis. Lineage: Eukaryota; Metazoa; Chordata; Lepidosauria; Squamata; Gekkonidae. Bases 806 to 2989 code for a protein of 727 amino acids. The transcript has 18 exons. The record is from RefSeq and is a predicted model, not a curated record.
GUAUUUCAGUGGUGUGCCUUGCAUGUGGGAGGGUAGCUUAGCAGAUAAUGCUGGCGAGAGGUGGUUGCCUCUCUAUUUUCGUUUGCAGCGACAGCAGCUGCCUUCCCGCCCAUUCCCGGAACCCAGAGAGGGAACUGCUAUCGUGGGCCGCUGUGUCUUUGGAGGGGAGCCAAGAGAGCGUGGCAGCUGUCUUUCACAUUGCUCUGGUGUAGAGUUUAAGAGCAGAAGGGUGGAGGAGUCUUCCAUGGCAUCUAGGAUUGCCAACCUCCAGAUGGGGCCUGGAGAUCUCCCAGAAUUAUACGUGAUCUCCAGACCAUAGAAGAUACUUCCCCUGGAGGAAAUGGCAGCUGCAGAGAUUGGACUGUAUGGCAUUAUGCCUUACUGAGGUCCCUCCCCUUUCCAAAUCCUGUUCUCUAUAUGCUGCAUCCCCAAACCUCUCAACCCGGAGUUGGCAUAGAUGCCUGCAGCCAGCGUCUCCUUGUCCCGAAGACAAGAUGAACAAGACAGUCGGGUUUCAAAAGGACCCAGACAAGCCAUCCGCCUGAAGUAGUAAUUUUGUAGACUUAGCAGAGAGAGGGGCGUGAUCCUGCAAAAUGAAAGAGAGAGCCAACCAUUGACGCAGGGGGAGGACCGUGGGGGGCAGACCCUCUGUUUCCAGGCAACGUAGACAUCAGUCUCUUCAAAGGAGCGCAUGGGAUUGGCUGAAUAAAACAUGGUUGUGUGUCGGUGGCUUGUAGUCCAGAUGGGGAAAGAGGAAGGAGGCGGGGCAGGAAGUUGAAAGUAGCAAGAGAAGCAGGUCGGCACCAUGGUGGACUCCCAGUAUAUCUUGCCCAAUGAUAUCGGCAUUGCAAACUUGGACUGUGCCGAAGCCUUCAAACUGCUGUCACCAGAAGAGCGGCUCUAUGCCCACUACCUGUCCCGGGCCUGCUGGUAUGGAGGGCUAGUGGUGUUGUUGCAGACCUCCCCAGAGGCACCUGCAAUCUACACCCUUAUCUCUCAGCUCUUCCGGGUCCAGGACCCGGCUCGGUUAGGAGAGCUGGCACGCUCCCUUGGUCUCUCUGAUGAGGAGUAUCAGGCAUUCUUGGUUUAUGCUGCUGGUGUUUACGCCAACAUGGGUAACUACAAAUCCUUUGGGGACACCAAAUUUGUGCCUAACCUCCCGAAGGAGAAGCUAAAAAAGUUGGUAUGGGAGAGCCAGGCCCUAAAGGAGCAUCCAAAAGAAAUGGAAGCACUGUGGGGCAGAUGUGGAGAUCUCAUGUUUUCCCUCGAACCCACGCAAAAACACUUGGGAAUCAGUGGUCAGGGUAUCUCCACGUACUUUUCAGCAAACUGCUCUGUGGAAGAUGCAAAGCUGGCCCAGGAAUUCCUUGACUCACAGAACAUCAGUGCUUACAAUACAAGGCUUUUCAAAACAAAGGCACAUGGCAAAAAAUGCUACGAGGUUCGGCUGGCCUCAGUACUUUCCAAUGAUUCUGAGCUUGAUGAUGAAAUGAGAGCAAAAAUGAAGUGCUUUGAGUUUGGAGGCUGUGACUUCACAGUGACACGAGGCGAUUAUGGCCCUCUUCUGGAAAAAGUUGUGGAGAACUUGCAGAAGGCCUUGCCUCACGCAGCAAACCCCACACAGGGCGAGAUGCUGACCCACUACAUCACCAGUUUCACCCAAGGCUCCAUUUCAGCUCACAAGAAGGGUUCCCGCUGCUGGAUCCGGGACAAGGGGCCCAUUGUGGAGAGCUACAUCGGUUUCAUUGAAAGCUACCGAGAUCCAUAUGGCUCAAGAGGGGAGUUCGAAGGAUUUGUGGCGGUUGUGAACAAAGCCAUGAGUGCAAAAUUUGCUCUUCUGGUGGCGUCUGCAGAGCGUCUGUUGGAGGAGCUGCCUUGGCCUCGUGCUUUUGAGAAAGAUGCAUUCCUCAAGCCUGAUUUCACUUCGCUGGAUGUCCUGACCUUCGCUGGAAGUGGGAUUCCUGCAGGCAUUAACAUCCCAAACUAUGAUGAUAUCCGCCAGACAGAUGGGUUCAAGAACGUCUCCUUGGGGAACGUGCUGGCUGUGGCUUAUUCCACACAGAAGGAGAAGCUGACUUUCCUUGCAGAGGAGGACAAGGAUCUCUACAUCAAGUGGAAGGGGCCCUCCUUUGAGGUGCAGGUUGGACUUCAUGAACUCCUAGGCCAUGGCAGUGGGAAGCUUUUUGUCCAGGACGACUCGGGUGCGUUCAACUUUGACCGGGAUGCAGUGAUCAACCCAGAGACAGGGGAACUGGUUCGGAGUUGGUACCGGGGUGGCGAGACUUGGGAUAGCAAGUUUUCAAGUGUGGCAUCCACUUACGAGGAAUGCCGGGCUGAGUGUGUGGGGCUGUACCUCUGCCUGAACAAGGAGGUGUUGAGGAUCUUUGAUCUUCAAGGAGAAGAUGCAGAGGAUGUGAUCUAUAUUAACUGGCUGAACAUGGUGCGUGCCGGGCUGCUGGCACUGGAGUUCUACACGCCGGAAUCUGGAACGUGGCGCCAGGCUCACAUGCAAGCUCGCUUUGUCAUCCUGAGGGUUCUCCUGGAGGCUGGUGGAGGGCUGGUGUCCCUCCAUCGCACCACAGGGGCAGAUGGCAAGCCGGAUGCGAUUGUCUCCCUGGAUCGCAGCAAGAUCACCACGGUGGGGAAGCCCGCUCUUGAGAGUUUCCUGCGCAAGCUACAGGUGCUGAAGUCCACGGCAGAUGUGGUAGGGGGGCGUGCGCUCUAUGAGGCAUACUCUGCGGUGACGGAUGAAGAGCCGGAACGCUUCCUCACCCUGCGCCACACUGUGCUCCUGCGCAAAGAAGCUCGCAAGCUGUUUGUACAAGCAAACACCCGCCUGGAAGGCGAGGAUGUGAUCCUGGUGCAAUAUGACAGCAACGCAGCUGGGUUGAUCAAAUCCUUCUGUGACCGCUUCCCUGAAGACGCUGAAUUCUUGGAACAGCAGCUUUUGAAGCUGGCACAGGCUGAUGCCCACUUCUGGGCAAGCUGAGACGCUGAGUAGUGCAGGCCCUGGCCUCCCUUGGCCCCCUGACCCUCUGUGGACUCCCCCUUGACCUGCCACCCAGGCAUGGCAAGAGUUCCUCUACCCUCUCCUGCCAAACACACGGUACAAUGCUAGUGAAUGGCCUGGCCCUUCUUAGUACAAGACACCCACCAUCCACUGACGGAAAUGCCCGGAUGCACUUGUAAUCCAAUAAAGCUUGCUUUUUAAAAAAUG